Molecule: messenger RNA, 1656 nt
Organism: Carica papaya (papaya)
Lineage: Eukaryota; Viridiplantae; Streptophyta; Magnoliopsida; Brassicales; Caricaceae
Product: protein REVEILLE 5
Molecular function (GO): DNA binding
Source: RefSeq, a predicted model, not a curated record
UUGGUCCUCUUCUCUAUUUGUUUUCUUUGCUCGUCUAAUUUGUACCGAAAUUAAGCUGUACACCUUCAAAGGAAAACCAGAAGAAACUCAAGUCUGAAAGUCGAGCCUAGCACUUGAUUUUCGCAUUUCCGCUUAUGGUGUCCCUUAAUCCGAACCCUGCUCAGGGAUUCUACUUCUUCGAUCCCAUGAACUUCGGCCUUCCUGGCCUCAAUCCUCCUCCGCCUCCCGCCACCUCCUUCAACCCUGCCACCAUUCCUGCUGCUGCGCCUCCGCCUACCGCCUCCACCACAACUGCCAUGUCUUUUUCUGACGAUACCAGUAAGAAGAUCCGGAAACCUUAUACUAUUACCAAGUCUAGAGAGAGCUGGACCGAGCAAGAGCAUGACAAGUUUCUAGAAGCUCUUCAACUGUUUGAUCGUGAUUGGAAAAAGAUCGAAGCAUUUGUAGGGUCAAAAACAGUUAUCCAGAUACGUAGCCAUGCGCAGAAGUACUUUUUGAAGGUUCAGAAGAAUGGGACCAGUGAACAUGUUCCUCCUCCUCGGCCAAAGAGGAAAGCACUUCAUCCAUACCCACAAAAAGCGCCUAAAAAUGUCUCCGCUGUAUCACAAGUUAGUGGGCCAUUUCCAUCUUCAUCUGCCUUGCUUGAACCUGGAUGCAUGUAUAGGCCAGAUUCGUUAUCAGUGGUUGGAAAUCCAAUUGCCCCUGCACCUAUGUCUUCUUGGAGUUACAACUCAGUGUCACCAGCUAGUAUGACACAAGUGACUAAAGAUGAUACAGGAUUGGCUGGACCAACAAUUGCACAUAAUUGUUGUUACAGUAGUACUAAUGAAAAUGCACCAAGGACUUGGGCUAUUGAUAAACAAGUUGAUCAAGGAGAUAAUGGGCAGCCAAAAAGAGUUAUGCCAGAUUUUGCUCAAGUAUACAGCUUUAUUGGCAGUGUCUUCGACCCUAAUUCAAGUGGUCAUUUGGAGAAAUUGAAGCAAAUGGACCCAAUAGAUAUGGAAACAGUUCUGUUAUUAAUGAGGAACCUCUCCAUGAAUUUGAGGAGUCCUGAGUUUGAGGACCAUAGAAAGUUGCUUUCUUCUUAUGAUGUUAAUGCCAAGAGGGGUGAAGUUGGUGGGACUUGUGAAAAUCUUGGUACUGAAAAAUCCAGAAAUGCCAUUCUCUCUGCAAAAAGUAAAUCUAAAAAUACCAUUUUCUCUGCAUAAGGAUGAGAUGAUUGACACAUCGAACAAGCUAACCGGAGUUGUAGCAUAAAAUGUACGUAAAUAAGAUAUGGUAGUGUGGUAUAGGAGGCGGUUUCCCAGAGCUACAGGCUUGUAACCAGAGUUUGUCAAUAUAUUAAUAUGUCGAGUGUCUUGUGUAUAUUAUAAUCUGUAGAAAGAUGUCUACUUCUCUGAAAUUUUAGGGCAGUACCUGCUAAGGUUUCUGUUCAGAGAGUGUGUUGUAUAGAGGGUGAGGGUGAGGUUUUUGACUGUAUACGUGCCUAGUUUUUUUAACCGCCAUAAUAAAUGUCUGUCCAGUAGAGGUUUGCAAGCAACACAGUAAAUUAGAAAGGUACUCACCCAACAAAAAACAAAAAAAAAAAAAGAAAAAAAAAAAAAGAAAAAACAGAAAGGCAAUUGAAGGUAUAAGUAGUAUAUAUGUUUGAGAAAA